Molecule: messenger RNA, 4221 nt
Organism: Gambusia affinis (western mosquitofish)
Lineage: Eukaryota; Metazoa; Chordata; Actinopteri; Cyprinodontiformes; Poeciliidae
Gene: cars1
Product: cysteinyl-tRNA synthetase 1
Exons: 23
Coding region: 72-2531 (819 amino acids)
Biological process (GO): cysteinyl-tRNA aminoacylation
Cellular component (GO): cytoplasm
Molecular function (GO): cysteine-tRNA ligase activity; ATP binding
Source: RefSeq, a predicted model, not a curated record
GACACAUUAGUUCCUGUUUCUGCUUCCGGUCCGGUUAUUGUUGCAUCAGCAUCUCAUUCAGAUCUGUGGCCAUGUCGAGCUCACCGGAUACAGCCUUUGAGUUUGGCUCCUUGCUGCAGAUUAACGAGGAGGCCGCGCUGACGGCGGCCCUCAACGACUACCUGACCUCACGCAGCUACCUGGCGGGCUUCGGCCCCUCCCAGGCCGACCUGAGAGCCUUUAGGCUCCUCCCCCAACCCCCCGCCCCGCAGCACGUCCACGCUCUGCGCUGGUACAGACACAUUUCCGCCCUGCAGCAGGACCUGAGCGCAGACGGCAGCAUGAAGGAGAAGCGGGUCCAGCCUCCAUGGUCGCCACCGGUGGGAACAGAAGUUCCUCAGCUGCGGCUCUACAACAGCCUGACCAGAACCAAGGAGCCGUUUGUUCCCCAGAAGGGCAACAAGGUGACGUGGUACUGCUGCGGCCCCACCGUUUACGACGCCUCACACAUGGGACAUGCCAGGUCCUACAUCUCCUUCGACAUCCUGCGGCGGAUCCUGAGGGAUUACUUCAAGUACGACGUCCUCUACUGCAUGAACAUCACAGACAUCGACGACAAGAUCAUCAAACGGGCCCGGCAGAACUUCCUCCUGGAGCGGUACAGAGAGAAGCGGCCGCAGGCGGCUCAGAUCCUGCAGGAUGUCCUGAACGCACGAGUGCCGUUCCUGGAGCAGCUGGCCUCCACCACGGACCCGGAUAAGAAGCAGAUGUUGGAGCGUCUGGACGCCGCCGUCGCCGCCGCUCUGCAGCCCCUGCAGGGGGCGAUGGAGAGCAACGCGGCGGCUGACGUGCUGCAGCCUCUGGCUGAGGUUUUGCUGGAGAACUCGAAGGACUUGCUGUCCGACUGGCUGGACAGGCAGUUUGGAACCGAAGUCACAGAGAACUCCAUCUUCUCCGUCCUGCCGAAGUUCUGGGAGGGGGAGUUCCACCGAGACAUGGAGGCCCUGAACGUUCUGCCUGCCGACGUUCUGACCCGAGUCAGUGAGUACGUGCCGGAGAUCGUGGAGUUUGUGAGGAAAAUCGUCUCCAACGGUUACGGGUACGAGUCCAACGGGUCCGUCUACUUCGACACCCAGAGGUUUGAUUCCAGUCCGCAACAUUCGUACGCCAAGCUGGUACCAGAGGCGGUGGGAGACCAGAAGGCGCUGCAGGAGGGAGAAGGCGAUCUGAGCAUCUCAGCAGACAGACUGAGUGAGAAGAAGUCCCAGAACGACUUCGCUCUGUGGAAAGCCUCGAAGCCCGGCGAGCCGUCCUGGGACUCUCCGUGGGGGAAGGGUCGGCCCGGCUGGCACAUCGAGUGUUCGGCCAUGGCCGGCUCCAUCCUGGGAGAGUCCAUGGACAUCCACGGAGGAGGCUUCGACCUGCGCUUCCCCCAUCAUGACAACGAGCUGGCCCAGUCCGAGGCGUUCUUCCAGAACGACUGUUGGGUCCGUUACUUCCUGCACACCGGCCACCUGACCAUCGCCGGCUGCAAGAUGUCCAAGUCUCUGAAAAACUUCAUCACCAUAAAGGACGCCCUGGCGAAGAACACAGCGCGCCAGCUCCGCCUGGCCUUCCUCAUGCAUUCCUGGAAAGACACGCUGGAUUACUCGGCCAACACCAUGGAGUCGGCCGUCCAGUACGAGAAGUUCAUGAACGAGUUCUUCCUAAACGUCAAAGACAUCCUGCGGGCGCCGAGCGAUCUCACCGGACGCUUCGAGAAGUGGGAGGCAGAGGAGGCGGAGCUUAACAGCAGUUUCUACGACAGGAAGUGGGCCGUUCACCUGGCGCUGUGUGACAACAUGGACACCCGCAGCGCCAUGGAGGAGAUGAGGCUUCUGGUCGGCCUUAGCAACAGCUACAUCGCCAGCAGGAAGAGCGCCAAGCUGAGGCCCAACCGCCUGCUGCUGGAGAGCGUCGCCUCCUACCUCACCGCCAUGAUGAAGAUAUUCGGAGCCAUCGAAGGAUCCGAUCCCAUCGGUUUUCCAGUCGGAGGACAAGCUGUGGAUCUGGAGAGCACGGUGAUGCCCUACCUGGCGGUUCUGUCCGACUUCAGAGAGGACGUCCGGAAAAUCGCCCGAGAGCAGAAAGUGACGGCGCUGCUGCGGCUCUGCGACGCCGUCCGGGACGACACGCUGCCGGAGCUGGGCGUCCGGCUGGAGGACCACGAAGGUCAGCCCACCGUGGUGAAGCUGGUGGACAAGGAGACGCUACUGAGGGAGAGAGAGGAGAAGAAGAAGAUGGAGGAGGAGAAGAAGCGGAAGAAGGAGGAAGCUGCCAGGAAGAAGCAGGAGCAGGAGAUGGCGAAACUCGCCAAGAUGAAAGUCCCUCCGUGUGAGAUGUUUCGCUCAGAAACAGACAAAUAUUCCAGGUUUGACGAGACGGGUUUUCCCACUCAUGACGCCGAAGGAAAGGAGCUGAGCAAAGGCCAAGCCAAGAAGCUGCGGAAGCUGUUUGAGGCUCAGGAGAAGCUCCACAGCGAGUAUCUGCAGACGAACCGGAACGGGAACUGAGCGUCCACUUGCAUCGAACGCAGCUUCAGCAGGGACUCUGAGAACAACAAUUAGAUCAGAUCCAGAAUGGAAGCAGGAACGUUUCCUCCAUCAGCAGAACCCAGCUGCUACUGCCGCUUCGUUUCCAGACUGGGAUCCAACUCCUGGACUCCAUCUGUGACGGUUUCCAUCAUGCAUUCCCAUCAGCCGUUCAUUCAUUCAUCCAUUCAUUCAUCCAUUCAUUCAUUCAUCCAUUCAUCCGUCUGUAAACGGAUUCAAACAAACUGCGACGUUGAGUUUCCAACAGACGAGGAACCUGGAUUCAGGAAAAGCUGAGCAGCUGAACCCAAACCUUCAGAUCCAACAGAACUGGUGGCAAAAAUCUUCAAUGUGCUGCUUUUGUUUGAAUAAAUUGAUAAAAGUUUAAAGGUCAGAAGGUCAACCGACCCCCACCUUACUCAAAUCAAACUAAAUUGGUGUCAUUGUUAUGUUUGUGCAAAGAUAUUAAUAAAUGUUUCCAGAGGUCAUCAGAGGUCAACCAGGAACCGCUCACAUUUCCAAAACUGAACGAAUUUGGUGUCAGUCAAAUCCGUUACCUUUUUGAUGGUUUGUGUCGUAAAAAUGUUUUUGUUUUUGUCACUAUCAAUUUAAAGAUAAAUAAAUGUUUCCAGAGGUCAUGAAAGGUCAAGCAGCUCCUCCACUGUCCUCACAUGUAAUAAAAUGGGUGUCAAACGUUUUUAUUGUAUUUUUAUUAAUAUAUCUGAAAUGAUAGCGGCACAAAUGUUUAAUCUUGAUAGAUUUAGGUAAUGUGGGCGGGGCUGGUUGACCUUUUGACCUUUAAACGUUCAUUGAAACUUUUAAAGCCAAAGCAGCUUAAAUGUAGGGGAGUUGAUUGACAGCAGGUUUGACUGAUUUGAGGAAAACAGUGUUGACCUUUCAUGACCUCUGGAAACAUUUAUUAAUAUAUUUAAAGAGACAGCAGUGCAAACGUUUGACACCAAUUUCAUUAGAUUUGAAAAAGGUGGAGGGAAAAACUCACUCAGGUUAGUGUUUAACGUUCCCGGGAUAAAAACGACCUGAAGGGAGUAAUAUGGAUAAUAACAGCUUCCACGUGUCCAGGUCCGUUUCCCCCAGGUCCCAGUCAGGUGUCGUCUCUGUGAAAACGGACCGAGUUUCUGUUGGUUGUGGUCCUGCCGAUAAAUCCCAGGAUGUUCCGAACGCAAGAGCUGCAGGAUCCUGGGAGCAUCAGCAGGUCUGACAGGAAGAGCUGGGCCUUUUAGUCAAACAUCCAUCCAUUACUGCUAGUAUUUUUCUACUGAUUUAUUAGAAACUCGUGGUUCUGUGAAGGAGCAGCUGCAGGUUGUGAAGAAGACGCUCUAAUAAAAACAGUCAGGCGCAGGUGGUGUCUUUAUUUCAGACAAGUCAGUCAUUUAUUUUCAUUUAUCCAACAGAUCAGGAAUAAUCCGAGUCGGAUGUAAUUUGUUUCACAUGCAGAUCACUGAUAAUCCGAGACACAUCUGGGAACCAAAAGUUAUUGUGUUGAGAUUAAAAUGAAACUUCAAAUAAAGUUGCACCAAAUACAACUUUAUUUAAAGUUGUGUUUUGAUAUUUUUCAUUAAAAUUGGAGAAAAAUAAGUUUUGUAGUUUUUCUGCCUCUUUCCCUGGUUAAAUAAAAAAACAGCUGCACACGAUGACCUGAUGUUUCAAAUGA